AUGGCAAUAGAUAAUAAUACUUUAAAAAUUUUAUUAUAACUAGAAGCAAGAUUUCAUGAGAAAAUUUAUAAUUUAGAUCAUGUAAAUUAAAUGUUAGAAAUUUACUCAGACUUUGUCUAAAUAUUUGAUAACUAAAAGUGUGCUUUGAGAGAGUAUUUCCUAGAAAAAAUAUAAUUUCUAAUUAGCAGACCUGAAACAAUAUAGUUAUUAAAGAAAUAAAAUAUACUCAACUUACCUGGGGAUGCUUAAAAAAUCUAAGGAAGAAUGAGAUUUAGUGUUUAUAAAAGAGCUUAAGUGAAUGAAAUGAAGAUUUAAUAAGAAUUAUAGAAUAAUGAACUUAAUCAAACUCAAAAUAUGAAUUAAUUGCUUUAAGAAUAUGAUAAAGUUCAAGAAAAUAUAGAAAAAUAAAUUAUAGAAUCUUUGAAUAAUUAAGAUGAACUAUUAGAGAAAAGAAAGAUGAAUAGAAAAAUGAAAACUUAAGUAAUGAGUUAAUCAACUUCUACAGAUAAUAUUAUUUAAUAAAAGUAAUUAAAUGAAUAUAAUGAUGAAUAACUAAUAUUAACCUAAUAGAAAGAAGGAGUCUCAACAAAUGAUAAAGAAGAUUUUAAAAUAGAUGAAGAUGAUUAAGAAAAGUGA
Paramecium pentaurelia is the source of this 636-nucleotide messenger RNA. The record is from the annotation of a GenBank genome assembly. NCBI's taxonomy places the organism in Eukaryota, Ciliophora, Oligohymenophorea, Peniculida, Parameciidae.